AUGAGACAAAGCCAAGAGGGGAGAGCACUUAGACAAUUCACUUUGAGUACAGGGAAGUCUGCUGGUAGGAAUUCCUCAGGGCGUAUUACGGUUUUUCCGGGGGGUGGAUCGAAGCGAUUAUAGUGAAGAAUUGAUCUGAAACGAAGCACUUCGUCUAUGGGCAUUGUAGAAAGGAUAAAAAAUGAUCCUAAUCGUUCUUCUUGGAUCGCUCUAGUAUGAUGGAUCGAGAGGUUGCAGCUAUGCCAGCAGAGGAAAUGCAACACGAUAGAGGAGUUCGCUCCGCUGUGUAAGAUCCUCGAAUCUACCACGACCACCAUCCGUGGCCUAUUUUCGUUCUCUUCCUUGCCCGGGAAGGUGGAUCAAAGAAAGGUAGCUUGCUUCACUUCUGGAUUGAUGGCUUAUGUAGUGGUCGGCCUUCCUACCAGAAUGCCUCCUUGGAAAAAAAGCCUCUUUACUAGUAAGGGCGCAAGAAGCAAAAAAACUUGCAUGAAGGAUGUUUUCUUCUCUGCCUUCUCCUAAAAAAGGGCCAAAGGGGAGGCUGCAUCCCUUUCUUUCAGUAGCUCUUUUGCUUUCCCAAGGAUAGUGGUAGCUGGGACAAAGCCCGCUUUCUUCGCGGAGCGAAUGAUAGAGAAACUCAAAGGAAAAAACACGUUCUCUCUUUUCGAGGUCCGAAAGUGGAGAACGCAUAGCAUUCUCUGGGCACAUAGGAUCAAACGUAAAGCAGCACUUUCUUGGCGGAGUUUUAGGCGGCAAGAUACUUUAGGGCUUGUUGGAGCUACUAAGCAUAACAAAUCAAAGCCAAAGAUGGAUCAAGGUAGCUUGCCUACCAAGCCGAUAGGCGAAGGGCCGAAGGAUGGAGCAUGCAAAGUCGAUCUCACAUGGGAAAAGAGGUCAGUCAAAUGGCAAGGCAAGGCCAUACGCUUGUUUGGCUCCUUGCGGAGUAUAGCUUACAUCCAACAUCUGAUUGGGGAACGGGGCAACGCCCAUAAAGCUCCGGCAGAAAGGGAAGGCCUGCUGGGCCGUAUGCCUAUGGGUCCAGGAUUCUUCGAAAAGGCACGGUCUGACUCGAGGACCUGGGACCUUGGCUUAGCAACGAAUGAAGGGAGCUCUUCGAGCUUUCUCCGCCAGAGGCUUAUGUAGUGGUCGGCCUUAUAAAGCUCACUAAGCUUCCCUCCCCCUUCCCUUAUUAAAUGAAGUGGAAAGUCUUCACUUAGUAGUAGGCACUCUAUAAGCGACUUGUCGAGUCUACGAAGCUUUGCUUUUUGUAGUCGGCCCGUAAUGCCUCCCUUCA
Quercus robur (English oak) is the source of this 1291-nucleotide messenger RNA. Its product is annotated as 60S ribosomal protein L2, mitochondrial. The record is from RefSeq and is a predicted model, not a curated record. Gene Ontology annotation, biological process: cytoplasmic translation. NCBI's taxonomy places the organism in Eukaryota, Viridiplantae, Streptophyta, Magnoliopsida, Fagales, Fagaceae. Gene Ontology annotation, cellular component: ribosome. Gene Ontology annotation, molecular function: RNA binding; structural constituent of ribosome.